Messenger RNA from Homarus americanus (American lobster), 2652 nucleotides. RefSeq names its product neuropeptide CCHamide-1 receptor-like. The coding region runs from base 744 to 2084 and encodes 446 amino acids. Gene Ontology annotation, biological process: G protein-coupled receptor signaling pathway. The transcript is spliced from 3 exons. Gene Ontology annotation, cellular component: membrane. Gene Ontology annotation, molecular function: G protein-coupled peptide receptor activity. NCBI's taxonomy places the organism in Eukaryota, Metazoa, Arthropoda, Malacostraca, Decapoda, Nephropidae. The record is from RefSeq and is a predicted model, not a curated record.
CAUCCAGUCAUCGCCCAAGACGACCUGUACAAACGAUUCCACGGCCUUCAUAUCCCACACAGGAAAGAAGAACUUCGUAGUGUUGAUGUGGGUGAGGUAAUACUUUGUCUGCCUGCAAUAGACCACGAGCGAACUAGUGAAGAAGACCGGCAGGUGACGUAGAGGAUUUUCUAGGAACCUGCCCUUUUGAAACCUCAGCCUUUGAUGUUUGUUUUCAACGUUGAUAAGAACUCACUCGUCGAUGAUCAAUCCUGGAUAUGUGCGGUAUCGUUGUUUUCCUUUACCCCGUCCUUCCCUUAACAUCUCCAGUUCACUACACAUUAAUGAGAAUUUUCGAUUGACGUGGUUUUACAAUACACUCAGAAACUAGAGAAUUUCCACCAAUCCUCGUUCUGGUGUAUAAAGGGUACAUCUCACGUCUACGUUCACCUUUGAUGAGACUUCACGAUACAAACUGAGUGUAAAAUAUGCUUGACGAGACAAUGAAAUGAUUUUGUAGUGAUGUGUGUGUGUUAAGUCAUACAUUACGUUAGACUAUUGCCAUGUGUUAAAGAACAAGUGUGCUAAAGAAUAAAGGAAAUCUGGAUAUUUUUCCCGCGAGUGUAAUGAAAGAGAGAUAUUAGAACACCAGAAAUGAAAAUAGGAAAUUGAUAUCACAUUUACGAGAGCACCGCAGAGGUACUUUUGAACUUGUAGAGGUUUACGGUGGUGUGAAUCAGCGUGGCACACACUCCUCCGUCAUCAUGAAAAUAAGAGGGAGGAACCUACCGCUGGUGGUGAGUGACCUGACCCUUAACCCAAACCACCAACACUCACUUCCUUCCGCCCUCCAUUCCUCCUUCAGGCUUCCUAACUCCUCCCUCCACUCUCUAUUAGGGAAUGAAGGACUCUACUCCACUCCUUAUGACUCCCUCCCCGGGAUGACCAGCACAGAGUCGUCGUUUACAAUAUACGACACUUUGGUCCUGACGAAUGACACCAACGCUACGAACACGGGUACAGGUUACGUGCCCUACUACGAGCGCCCAGAAACCUACAUUGUGCCCAUACUCUUCGCUGCCAUCUUCAUUGUCGGCGUCAUAGGUAACGGGACGCUGAUCAUAAUCUUCGCCAAGAACAGGAACCUCCGCAACGUGCCCAAUACCUACAUCAUCUCCCUGGCGCUGGGUGACCUGCUUGUCCUCUUCUUCACCGUCCCCUUCGUCUCCACCAUCUACACCAUCGAGUCGUGGCCCUAUGGCAACUUCGAGUGCAAGUUUAGCGAGCUGGUGCGAGAUAUAUCAGUUGGAGUGACAGUGUUCACCCUCACGGCGCUGUCUGCUGACCGCUAUCUCGCCAUCGUCUCUACCGUCAGAAGGGCUGCGGGUGGUGCGGGCCGCAGGACAUUGCGGGCUGCAGUUGGGAUCUGGGUAGCGGCAGGUGUGUUGGCCACGCCAGCGGCCUUGUUCUCUCAUGUGCGGGAGUUCAAUGUGUCGGAGGAGAAGAACAUCAGUGUGUGCUUCCCGUUCCCCGAACACUUCCCCGAGUGGUACCCCCGCGCCAAUAUCAUCGUCAAGGCCCUUCUCUACUACCUACUGCCGCUGGUAGUCAUCGCCACCUUCUACCUGCUCAUGGCCAGGCAUCUACUGUCUUCAGACGAUGUGCCGGGUGAGUCACACGUCUUCCACCGUCAGUUGAGGACCAGAAGGAAAGUAGCCAAGAUUGUAUUGUGCUUCGUACUCAUUUUCGCCGUGUGCUUCCUGCCAACGCACGUCUUUCUCUUGUGGUUCUACUUUGACCCUCAGGCCUCCGUCAAGUAUAAUGAGUUCUGGCACGCCCUCCGGAUCAUCGGCUUCUGUCUCGGAUUCAUCAAUUCAUGCAUCAACCCCAUCGCCCUCUAUUGUAUCUCCGGCACAUUCAGGAAGUACUACAACCGCUACCUCUUCUGCUGCUGUCGCUGGGUAGACCGUGGACAUCGAACACGAUCUUUCCUGCAGCCGGGGCGCUCCGGGAUGUCCCGGUGUCGAUCCUUCACCAUGCGGGGAACUGAGACUAUCACCCUCACCACGCUCAUCCAGGAGAGGGCCUCCCCAGCUAUCUCUUGACACACGCCCACAAACUUCUACUCUCCCGCUUCCACUCGCCCGUAUUCCCCCACUUCCACGCAGCAGACCUACUCCCCCGCGGUUACACGCCCUUACUCUACCAACGACCACGAAAACUAUGAUACUAACCACCACGACUCGCCCUCGUGUGGUCGCCAGUUGGUGGUGGCCGACGAUCGAGAUCUGGGUAGCAGCACCAGUAUCUAUGAGGAGGUAGCGUUAUGAAUCUCAGGUGGUAUGAAGGCUCCAGAUGUGUAUUGUAAAGGCUAUCGUGUGGUGUGAGGAUCCUCAAGUGCUCUAUGAACGUCCUUUGCAUGAUGUUAAGGCCGCCUUUACAACGUGUGAGGCUGUACAUUAUACAGCUACAGUGUCGUGUUGCUCCUGAGGCAUCACGAGGGUCUCUCUCCGUCGUCCAGUUGUUAUAAACUCGUAGUAAGUUCCUUGAUGUCAUUACCCUGUGAGGGUAAACAUCCACACCAGUCCAGCAGCAACAAUUAAUUAUUAUCAUGUUAUUUUGAGGCGCCAGUCUCAAAUAUUUAGAAGAAUUAAACCCCGUCCACAGGCUACA